This is a messenger RNA of Anoplopoma fimbria (sablefish), 1750 nucleotides long. It is a transcript of the gene plxdc2b, whose product is annotated as plexin domain containing 2b. The transcript is spliced from 14 exons. The record is from RefSeq and is a predicted model, not a curated record. Lineage: Eukaryota; Metazoa; Chordata; Actinopteri; Perciformes; Anoplopomatidae. Bases 155 to 1750 code for a protein of 531 amino acids.
AAAAAACCCUCACAGCUCAGUGCAGCGCAGGCAGGUUUGCGUUUUAAAAAGCAGCAGGAGAGGCAGGAGAGUUGCGGAGUCCUGCGGGGGAAGCGGUGUCGGUGCAAGAGGAAGACCGGGGAGGAAAAGCAAUCUUCUGUGGUGGAGCUUGGAUAUGGAGGGGGUGAAGACGGUCCACCUCCUGGUUGGAGUUGUUUUAGUUUUGCAGUUCGUGGGGGAUUCAAGAGCCGAGAUCCCGACAAGUGACGGGGUCUCUUACUCAUACGUGCAGGGCCAGGCAGGGGUUGAGGAUGCAGAGGUGGACGUGAAGCCGUACAGUCACAGAUGGAGGAGAUGGCUUCCCCCAAAGCCUCGUAACAUGGACAGUAACAGGGCCAGUCAGGAGCAGGACCAGGAUCCUGAGCAGGAGGAGCCCGAGGGCUUCCCCGGCCUGCUGUCUGCAGAGGAAACAGACAACAGCUCCCAGAUAGAGGAGGACACAGAUCACAACUACUACACAUCGAAAACAUACAACCCGUCAGACGCGAUGAGCAAGGACUUGUGGGUAGACGUCGACCAGAUGGACAAGGAAAAAGUGAAGAUCCACGGGAUUCUGUCCAACACACACAGACAAGCAGCGAGAGUUAAUCUGUCCUUCGAUUUCCCUUUUUAUGGACAUUUCCUGCGUGAAAUCACCGUGGCGACUGGUGGGUUUAUCUACACAGGUGACGUGGUCCACCGGAUGCUAACGGCUACUCAAUACAUCGCUCCUCUGAUGGCAAACUUUGACCCCAGUGUUUCCAGAAACUCUACCGUCAUCUACUUUGACAACGGGACGGCUCUGGUGGUGCAAUGGGACCACGUCCACCUGCAGGACAACUACAACCUGGGAAGCUUCACCUUCCAGGCAACACUGCACAACACGGGCAGGAUUGUUUUUGCAUACAAAGAGAUCCCCAUUGAGGUGUCACAGAUCAGCUCUGUCAAUCACCCGGUGAAGGUGGGCCUGUCUGAUGCCUUUGUGGUGGUCCACAAAAUCCAACAGAUACCCAACGUUAGGCGGAGGACAAUCUACGAGUACCACCGCGUGGAGCUGACGAAGACGAAGAUCACCAACUCUACAGCCGUUGAAAUGAUGCCGCUACCCACCUGUCUCCAGUUCACCAGCUGUAGCUCCUGCAUCUCCUCGCAGAUCAACUUCAACUGCAGCUGGUGCCAUCGGCUCAACAGAUGUUCCAGUGGAUUUGAUCGCCAUCGGCAGGACUGGGUGGAUAACAGCUGCCCAGACGAGACCAAGGACAAGAUGUGUGACAUCAUGGACACCACGCAUCUCUACCCGUUCACCACAUCGACUUACUCCAAAACCACAUCCAGGGGCAAAGAGGCAACUGCAGACAGGGACACGCCCUCCACCUCCCACCCCCCCACCAGCGUCCCCACCGAAGAUGAUACCAAGAUCGCCCUGCAUCUCAGAGACAACCAGGUGAUGCCUGCAGAGAGUGCUGUAGACAGGAAGCCAGGUACACACCCUCUGCACACCGGUCUGAUCCUCGGCAUCCUCCUGGUGAUGCUCGUCAUGGUCGGCGGCGUGCUGGUCACCGUGUACAUCUACCAUCACCCGACCUCCGCAGCCAGCCUCUUCCUCAUCGAGAGACGCCCCAGCAGGUGGCCGGCCAUGAAGUUUCGCCGCGGGUCGGGCCACCCGGCCUACGCGGAGGUGGAGCCGGUGGGCCUGGAGAAGGAGGGCUUCAUCGAGUCCGAGCAGUGCUGA